AAGAGGCAGAGAAAUGCGACGACGAGGCGAAUGCUGGCCAUUGUCAACGCUCCCGGUUUUUUUUUCUCUCGAGGUGAAAGGACGCGUUAGGUUCCCCCCAACUACAACAAACUGUUUUCACGGUCCCGGGAACCGGAAGAGUUCCGUUGGAUAUCGACGGUUCAUGUCGAAAAGUGCGAUACACGUCAGCCGCUCUAGGGUAUGCAUUGCGGCUCUUUGCUCGUUCGUGGUUGUCACGGAGGCCAUGGGAAAUGGUCCGAGCACGUCCGGAACUAGUCAGGUGCAAAGGCGUCGGAGCCCGGAGUUUCGUUUCCCAUUCUUCUACCAGCAGGGAUACAGAAGUGGACAGUACUUGAUGAGGCUGUCCGAGCAUGGACUGGGUGUUGUUAUGGUGCCUCCGCAAGUUCAUCAAAAGGCCAUCACUAUCCGAAACGAUGUGAACUUGAAGAGGGGAACUCUGCGGCUGGAGGAGGAUAAAGAGAACGCGGGGAAGCACUUGGUGUCGUUUUUAUUCGAUGCAGCCGUUCCUGGGAGCGCUUCGAUCCUGUUUCUCGCUGGCCCCGGCCCGAACUUUAGCCUUGUUCCUCUGAAGCCGCAUUUGUUUCGGCCUCAGCGUGUCACCUUUGACAAGGGACUGGGACAGAGGUUUUGUCAGCUUCCAGGAUCAGGUGUCAAUCUCUCUCUCUUUGAGGCUGACGACUUAUCCAAGGACGGGAAAGAUGAAGUUUUCUCUUUGGUUGUCAGACUGGAGUCGAUGCCAAAGGAGCAGUCGAGCGAUGCCUCGUUACCAGUCGGUGGCCCUCUGCCGCGGAGUAUACACGCACAGACAACGUACGUUCUUUUGGAACGGAAGGCUAGCGGUCAAUAUGGAGUUCGAGUGUUGAAGCAGAUCAUCUGGGUUGAAGGAACACGCUACGAGCUUCAGGAGAUAUAUGGUGUUGGAAACACCGGUGACGGACAUCCUGACAAACACGCAGGCAGGGAAUGCGUCAUUUGUCUCACAAACCGUCGAGACACCGCGUUGCUACCUUGCAGGCACAUGUGUAUGUGUUCCGAAUGCGCCAGGAUUUUGCGAUUCCAAACGCAGCGGUGCCCGAUUUGCCGUUGUGUAGUUGACAAGCUCUUGGAAAUAAAAGUUCCAAGAGCCGAGGACGAUGACUUGGAGAAUAGACUCGACUAGCUCGGAUUUUCUACGAGAGCUUUUCUGUGCUCUACUCAGGCAUGGGCUCGUGUAUCGUCCGUGCUGCAAAUGUUGCCGCGUCCUGGAGGAGGAGGUAGUGCCCGCCUUACAGGUGGCGGCGGUGUUCCGGCUACAGGCGGUGGAGGAGCUUGGAGAACUGGACUUGGUGUCGAUGGCGAAGGGGCCAGGGAAGGCACACGCGCAACCAGAUGUCCAUCUUCAGAACCAGGAAAUUCAACCGAUGCUGGAGAGCGUGGAGCUUCUACAGGAUGAGUAACAGCUUCUAGAGUCCGUGGAGAAUGGAAGUAUUCGGGAAAAUGGAAGUCAUGAGGUGACGGGGAAUGAGGAAGUUCCAUGGGUGCUGGAGAAUGGGGAGCUUGGACGGGUGGUGGAGGAUCCGGAAGAGCUUGUGGUGUCGCUGGCGGCGGCGGUCGAAUUAUGAGCCGCUUGGCUGGUGGCGGCGGUGAGUGCACUGGUGGUGGUGGUGGUGGUAAAUUUUUGCGGUGGGGUGGUGGAUUGUAAGGAAGGUGACGGGGUUGUUUAUGACGACGGUGAUGGUGAUGGUGUCGAUGAUGGUGAACAGUGGGACGGUCGAUGUCACAGGAACUGGGAUAGAAGGCGAACCGGAGUGUUGACGGGUGUCUGAUGUUGAGGGUCUUCAAGGAGGGAUAGCGGGGAAGAGCUUUCGAGCACGAUUUUGGCAAGGAGGACUUGUCGACUCGGACCUUGCACUUUGUGACGCUCGGCUGACGGAGGCUGAAGUGGAUAAAACGAGGCGAACACCUGCCGGGAGAAGUCAGGAGUGUUCUUACAAAGCUGGAAAGCGAAAGCGUACGUACCUGCGAUGCCUUUGAUCGAUCGGAAGCAGUCGAAGCAGAGGACGCUUGCGGCGAAGCUCGUGGUGGAGUGAUGCUGCUCGUGGUGGUGGUGGUGGUGAAGAGCUCGAGAAUCUCUCCAUAGCUCCGAGGCUUGCGUGCUCGCUAGAGCGAAGAAGAGAGUGAGCAGCAGCCAAGAGGCGAGAGAUAGCCUCAUGGUUAAAGUCGGAGUCACUUGGACACACAUCUAAGAGCGCAAUAGCGCGUGCUGUCCUCGCGAUGAAUCCAUUCUCUUGGCAUGCAAAGGUUGGUAACAAGAGAAAUCUCUCCCUCUCUUCUAAUAGUUUCCUGUGUUCCAGGAUUGUAGACUAGAUUUGGAACGUCAAAAGAGUUACAGUGGAAGGUUAUCUAGACCGAGAAGGAAACUAGUUAGAUCAGCAGGGUGGUGGUGGCGGUGGCGGCGGCGGCGGUGAUGGUGGUGGUACGAUGGUUCUCGGUGGAAGUGGGUGAAGUGGUGGUAGCGGUAGCGGUAGUGGUGGUGGUGGUGGCGGUGGUGGAGGUGGCGAUGGUGAUGGUGGUGGCGGAGAUGGUGGUGGCGGUGGUGGCGGAGAUGGUGGUGGGGGAGAUGGUGGUGGUGGUGGUGAUGGGACGGGUGGCGGCGGUGAUAACGAUGAAAAGGGUGGUGGAACAAAGCGAGGAGGCUGUGGUUUUGGCAAGUGUGGAUGACCAUGGUUGCAGUGGGACUCGAAGUUAAAGCUGCUGCAGCGAUAGAAAUCGAAGCCUUGACGGAGCCCCGAGACGUCGAUCUCCUCCACGGCGGACUCCGGGCGGCAGGACUCUGGCAGGGAGUCGCUGUCUACUCCAAGCUUGCAUUUCUUGGAUCUCCUCCGGUUGAAAGUAACGUCGAUCCAGAAAUUUCCAAAGAAGCUGGUCUCGCUCUCGGCCGAGGCGGAGCCGCACGACACUGUCACGCGGAUGCCUUCAUCAAACAUGUCUCUCACAGUUAGAAUGGAAACAGCACGAAAGAAGUGGAAGAAACAGAUACCUGGAACUCCCUGCGCAGCCAACGAGAAGCAACGCUUGCAACUCACUCGUCCCGACAGCCUCAAGAACUGCAAGUCUGGAUCUCGGCGAACAGGAACCGGCCAUGGAUUGCGUCCCGGGAGGCGAUGGUGCCAAGGAAAAUGCCACUGAGAUGAAACUGCUGGCAAAAAAACUAGAGCGACCAGCAGAUUAGCAACACUCAUCGCUGAGUCACGGUAAAACUCCACCGAGAGAGGUAUGUGCUUAUAUAAAAAAACAAAGGCCUUAA
Selaginella moellendorffii is the source of this 3307-nucleotide messenger RNA. RefSeq names its product probable E3 ubiquitin-protein ligase LUL2. Gene Ontology annotation, molecular function: ubiquitin protein ligase activity. Lineage: Eukaryota; Viridiplantae; Streptophyta; Lycopodiopsida; Selaginellales; Selaginellaceae. The transcript is spliced from 7 exons. The coding region runs from base 14 to 1180 and encodes 388 amino acids. Gene Ontology annotation, biological process: protein ubiquitination. The record is from RefSeq and is a predicted model, not a curated record.